Messenger RNA from Pteronotus mesoamericanus, 1521 nucleotides. It is a transcript of the gene MTHFSD, whose product is annotated as methenyltetrahydrofolate synthetase domain containing. The coding region runs from base 35 to 1213 and encodes 392 amino acids. Gene Ontology annotation, cellular component: cytoplasm. Gene Ontology annotation, molecular function: RNA binding. The transcript has 8 exons. The record is from RefSeq and is a predicted model, not a curated record. NCBI's taxonomy places the organism in Eukaryota, Metazoa, Chordata, Mammalia, Chiroptera, Mormoopidae.
GCCCGGGAACAAGUCGCGCACGGAUAGCGUCGCUAUGGAAUCCAGGGCGGGUGUUUCCAAACAGGACAUUCGUGAGCAGAUCUGGGACUACAUGGAAUCACAAAAUUUAGCUGACUUUCCCCGACCUGUUCAUCACAGGAUUCCCAACUUCAAGGGCUCUUAUCUGGCUUGCCAAAACAUCAAAGACCUAGAAGUUUUUGCCAGAACGCAGGAAGUUAAAGUGGACCCCGAUAAACCUCUGGAAGGCGUUCGGCUGUUGGCGCUGCAGAGCAAAAAAACAUUGUUGGUUCCAACACCACGGCUGAGAACAGGGUUAUUUAAUAGGAUCACACCACCUCCUGGGGCAACUAAAGAUGUCCUGAGAAAAUGCGCCACCUCUCAGGGCGUGAAGAACUACAGUGUUCCCGUGGGCUUGGACUCCAGGGUCCUUGUGGACUUAGUUGUGGUGGGGUCUGUUGCCGUUUCUGAAAAAGGCUGGAGGAUCGGGAAGGGCGAAGGCUACGCUGAUCUUGAGUAUGCCAUGAUGGUGUCGAUGGGAGCAGUGGACCAAGGCACGCCAGUGGUCACCAUCGUCCACGACUGCCAGGUUGUCAACAUACCUGAAGCGCUCCUUGAGGAUCAUGACCUCACAGUGGACUAUAUUCUCACUCCAACAAGAGUCAUCACCACGGGGUGUACGCGCCCAAAGCCAACAGGAAUUAUGUGGUCUAAGAUCAGCAGUGCGAUGAUGGGGAGAAUCCCGAUACUCAGAAGCCUCUGCUCCCGAGAGAAGCAGGCCGGGAAAGAUGUCACCCUUCAGGAUGAGCACCCGCACUUCCUGGAAACCCGCAGCCCGCACACAGCUCCCCCAAGCGCUGUCAGAAGACCCUGCGAUCCACGCCAGCCGGAGGCAGGCUCCGUGCACAGGGACGAUGUGCCUUCCGACACUGUUUACGUUGGGAACCUCCCCGGGGACACCCGAGUGAGUGAGCUGAAGAGAGCCCUCAGAGAGCGGGGCGCGUGCCCGCUGCGGCUCACCUGGCAGGGGCCGCAGCGCGGGGCCUUCCUCCAUUACCAGGACUCGGCCGCGGCCCAGCGGGCUGUCGCCUGCCUGCAGGGCUUUCACCUGGGUGCCAACACCCUGAGGGUGGCGCUGGCCAGGCAGCAGAGGGGCCAUGACCUGACAGGUGGCCUUGCGGGAGAGCCACACCCUGCCCAUUCCCCGGCCAUCUGACUGUGACGCGUGGAACUUCAGAGGCCUGCAGAGUAGGGUGUGGCGGAGCUGUCGCUGCAUGAGCUGCCCUGACAACGGUCAGUCCUUUCUAGGAAGCCACGCCUUCCAUGCCUACCUGGUGGUCCCCUGUUGAGAUGGGGAAAUGAACCAGGAAUACACUUCCUAUGUUUAGGAGGCUGAAAACUCAGUGUAUUCAGUUCUGGUUUAUCAUGGUCCUUUAGCCUGUUGGAUGUCACAGCCAUGCUGGCUUCUCUGUAGAGACAGCAGCUGAGAGCGUUUAGGGGACCGAGUGAGCAAUAAACAUGGGG